AUGUCGAAGCCAUGUGUCUUGCACUGCCUGGAUGUCAAGAUGGCCCAAGAGUACUGGGGUACAUGCCAGGAGUACUCGGGCUAUGUCACAAAGCCGGGCUUCUGCCACAACCUCAAGCAGAUGCUAACGUGCAAGUCGGGUGACUGGGGCACUGCGUUCAGAGAGUGGGGUGUGCUUCAGCUCUAUGUCGCAGUCAUCGUGGCCAUCAUCGUGGCAUGCAUCGACGCUUUCUCGAAUGAGAACCAUAACUGGAUCACGAUCGGCUGGAGAUGCUGCGUGCAGAUCGUUCUUGCCUACCUUUUCGCACACCUCGGCUGGUUUGGUGUGGUCCGAAAAGAAGGGUGCUUCUGCUGCAUCAUCGCCUGCUGUGAAUGCCCACCCGUCCUGCUCUUCUGGGGCAUCCUGAUGAUGUUCUGGGCGUGCGGCUCCGUCCUUUCGGUGGCUGCUACUGUGGGCGCCUGCGCGGUGUGCUGGGUGAGCGUGAUCCUUCAGUGCAUCUAUGCCAUCAUCCUCCUGUACAUGGGCUAUGCCUGCCUGAUGCUUUGGAUGCAGCUGGGAAAAGAGAUCAUCCCGCCGAAUAUCGACGUGAAAGGCCCCGAGGGGGACGUCAUCGGCCAUGCGGCGUUGGAGCUGGAUCCCCAGGCCAAUGGAAGAAGGUCUGCGGCGGAACUGCGGCGUGGUGAGUUUGCCAGGUUGCUGCACAUCCCGAAGGAGGUUGCCGUGACGUGGGCCAAUUUGGAGCAGGUGAUUGAGAGCGAGGUUGCGGUGCUGCGGGCGCUGCUGGGGGGACGACCAAUCUGGAUAUGCCACUGCCAAGCGCAGUGCGUGGUCAGCGGCGUCCAGCUCUCCACAUGGCAGCCAGACUGUGGGGCUUCUUUGAAUGGCAACCCGGUGGACGUCAUAGGAGAGGCUGCCAGUCGAGAAUACGACGCGCUGGUCCAGUCCGACGAAGAUCAGGCACUUUGUGAUCUUCUACGCUGCAGGCGAGACUGCUUGGAGAAUUGCCCAGAGCUGGAAAGUUUCAGGGAGCAGUGCAGCAACGUCCAGAGCCUUCUACAUGGCUGCAGCGUGGACUGCGGCCAGACGGCUGAAGUCCCGGCUUCGCGGGAGCUGGCCUUGUGUUUGGUCGGCCAGCUGCGGGGCGUGUGCCAGGCGGAGGACUUCUCAUCGCUGUUCGAUGUAUUUCUGGCCAACUUCGCCAGUGUUGAUGUUUUCUUGGUCUUCCCUGACACAUCCUGUGCCGAAGAUGUCGCCCUGUUUGAGAAGGCGGCAGAUUUGCACGACGACCUCCGCAUCUUUUCGCUCUGCCAGUCGGACGAUUUUUGGGACCCAGUUGAAACGCACUUCGUGGAUUGGUUCAAGGGGCACGAGUGGUGGGCGACUGUGUGGCACAACAUGACCCGCUUGCGGAACAUCAUGCUGUGGGGAAAGCAUGUAGCGGCCUGUGCUGCGGCAGUCGACGCGACGCAGACGGAGUAUCGAUUUGUCGCGCGGGCCCGGCCAGAUGUCAAGUGGGUGAGCUUCAUCCAACGAGCUGAGCUUGAGAAGUGGGUCCCAGGGCAUGUGCUCACCAACUUCGUCGCCAUGCCGAUCCAGGGCGUGGCUGAGGAUACCUUUGCUCUGGGUGUGUGGAGUGAUAUGAAGAAAUAUUUCGCAUUCUACACUGACCAACUACUGGAUAUAGACCGGCUGGAGACAACUUUGGCACCCUGGUGUGUGGUGCAUGCCACACUCCGCAACCGCGCACACUGCCAGAGAAUCUUCCCGGAGAAUCUGAUCGAGGAGCACCUUCGGCGUCACCAGCAUGUACAGAUCCAGAAGCGGCAAGAGAUCUGCUUCGAGCGGGUGGCGCCCUGCAUGCAGGAGCGGAAUCACUACUGUACCAGGUACAAGCAGCACGCCCGGGGCUUUCUUCAGAGCCACCCAAAGGACUACUUGCUGCUGGACAGGGACUUUUUCCUGACGGCCUCUGGGUCCUACGCGGACUAUGACACAGUGCUGGCGGCCCGUUUGGUGCACUUCCUGUUGGCCGAGAGCUCGGGUCUGGGUCACCCGGCGCGGGUGGUGGACAUGGGCUGCGGCCGCGGCUCCUACGUGGAGUUCUUCAAGAGCUGGGGCCUGCCGGUGGUGGGCAUCGACGGCAACGCGGUCAUCACCAGGUCCAUCCGCUUCAACUCCUUCCUCUACGACUUGACCACCCCCCUGGACCUGAAGGAGGCCUUUGCCAAGGACAGCUGCGACUUUUCCAUGUUGCAGCAUGGCAGCCUCGUGGAGAAGGAGUACGCAGAGGAGGUGGCGUCCACAAUGGGCUUUGGGCCUCUCCAGUUAAGCCUCUAUGCAUUGGUUCCCAGGAUCCAAGGAUCUUACUUCCGGGCAUCGAAGCAUCCGGAAGGCCAUGCAUCAGAGAGCCUCCUUGAUCAGGAGACUGUGCUGGACUACCUCAGAACUGUUUGCUGUGCAGACAAGCGAUGCGCGGCGUUUUCCUUGACGAGCGAAGGAGGCGUUUUGCUAACGUGGCAACUUGUCAAUGCCCAGGAGCCAGCGAGUGCAUGGCAGAACGAGGGAGCUACUCGCUUUGCGCCCGUGGACACGUACAUAUGGUAUCAGGUGAGAAGCGCAUAUGUGGUCAACUCCACUGGCUUCCUGGAGAUCGCCGGCCCCGGCAACUUUCUCAACUUCCAGCUGCAGCAUGCGGAGAUGGAGCCGCAGUUCAGCUCCGGCGACUGGAUCCUCUCCCUGGGUUUGGGCUCGGAGGUGCCAAGGAUGGGCGAGAAAGUCUUGGUGAAGAACCUUGCCAGAAAUGCUGAACAGGGGGUGAUCCUCAGCUGGGGCCAGGGCCGCAACAAGCGCAGCCAGGCAGAGGUACUGGAGUUGUUCGAGGCCUAUGGCUACCAGCUGGACGCUGCAGCGUCCGACUCCUUGCGACUCUUCUCUGGGCUUCUGCAUGCGCCGGAGAGAGAGGACUUGCUGGUGCUCCGGAAGCGACAGACGCAACAGCAAGCGGGCGCUCAAGAUGUGGAGCUGAUUGAUGAGUGGGGCGGAUUACGCUGUCACGAAGCCACUGCAAAGAUGCAGCAUGGGCUGCAGGGCAAGACCUCGCAGUUUGGCCCGCUCGGGCACGGCCGUAUGUGGACCAGUGGUGGCUGCGUGGGGCGAUUUCGUGCAGGAGCGCACGGCAAGGUGAUUCUUUGCAGCAGUCAGUUCAAGAAAUUCAUGGAGUGCUCCCUUCCCGGCUUCAUCGGCGCAGAGGAGAGAGGCCCAGAUGUGGACAGCAUUGAGGCUUCUGCGCUCUAUGAUGCAGCUGACCACAUGGUGCCGGCUCCUGGUGUAUGGCUCGGCGACCCACGCCUGAACUUGGUCUUCUUCAAGAUUGCUCGCGCCAUUGCAGCACCGUUCCGCAUCGAGAUGUUGCACUCAGCAUGGACGUGGUUCUGGAGCACCAGCUGGCCGCUUCUCAUUGCCAAUGCGCCUGAGCCGCACAGGAUUUUUACACCUUGGACGAAGCCCUUGGAGCCGGGGGUCCUGGUGUGGCAGACAGGGCGUGUGCUGCUCGCCCUUUAUCAGCUCUCCUGCCGGCUGCAGAGCAAGGAGCGCACCACGAGAGGCGCGUGGGGAGGAGUUCAAGAGCGUUUGGCGGCGCUGGAGGAGUCUGUGGGACAGGUGGGUGCUCCGGAGAUGCUCAUUCAGCAGUUGGCUGACCUGCAGAGUGAGGUGAAUGCAUCCUUGCAGGGCCUAACCGCCAAGGAGGCCGGGAAGACAGGGCUGGGGAGUGGCCCUGGCUGGCAAGUGCCAUUCCUGAUCUCCCAGAUUUGCCAGUUAAGGCGCCAGCUCAUGUUCUCUCCGGCGCCCGAAGAUUCUGGGGGCUUGGGAUUGAAAGAGGCCGGCUGCGAAGAUCCUGUGUGGAAGGAGCCAGUGAAUGUUGCCUCGAUUUGGGACAAGGAGUCCGUCACCGGCUGGUAUUUGUACCGGCUCGCUGCUGUGGACCCCACCAUCCGCGGCCGCCGCGCCCGCCGCGCCCGCCGCGCAUGCCCGCGCGCCGAGGUCAUAGCUUGUGUGACCGUUUGCCUGGACCCCAAGCCGAUGGAAGCCAAGCAACUGGAGCAACAGCCUCGCGACAUGCCGAUGGCGGAGACUUCGCUGGCGCCGGGUAGACCAGGCGUCCUAAGGAACUUCCCAGCUUGUAAAGUGUACUACUAUGAGGACCCCGAGCUCGCUCUGCUGCACCUCGUUUCUCAUCCAGCCUUCGGAGCUGGCAUAGGCUCUGACUUGCAGGCCGCCCGGGUGGCCCUUUGUGUACUGAGCAGCAUGGGCUUCAGGUCGGCAGGACAUGGGCGCUUUGCGGUGGUGCUACUUUCCUGGCACACCACUUCCAGCGGCGUUCUUGACGUGUUUGAGGACACCAUACCGCUUGGACCAGACCUGGCAAAAGCUGCGGACCUUGCGAGGCGCGAGCCUCAUGAACGCUAG
This is a messenger RNA of Effrenium voratum, 4467 nucleotides long. The record is from the annotation of a GenBank genome assembly. NCBI's taxonomy places the organism in Eukaryota, Dinophyceae, Suessiales, Symbiodiniaceae.